AGGCGUGUGUGACAUUUGCUGCAUGAAGCUAGUUUACGAGCAGCUAGCCGGAUAAAGAUGAAGAACUAGGAAGUAAAUAGAAAAUACUUUGCCUCGUAACGACUGAGCUGAGGUUUGUGUUGCAGUUUGUUGUGUUACUCACAUUAGAUAAUACAGUUUAUAUAUCAAAUGUAGCGUGAGGUAAAACUUCCUAUGUGGCUAAACACGUUAAACACCAGUGAGCAGGCUAACCUUUCUGUCUCUUAACUUGUACUGUAACUGAAUGCUCACGUUGGGAUUCUGUCAGAGAUGUUGAAACUAGUCAGAUAACUAGUUCAUUUCUUUUUUUGCAUUGCAGUAUGGGUGUGCGUUAGCCGCGUGAGCCGACUUGGCUAACUGCAUUUUGCACACAAGGUUAACAUUAGCUUUAGCCGGCUAGCUCCUCACUCCCCUCUUGCUGCAGCUUUCUCACUUCCUUAUGCCGACUUGUCGGGACAGGUGUGCUGAACAUAAACCAGGUGUGGUGUGGGAUAGAUAGUGUGUGCGACUUAAUAACAGUGCUCACAGAGGAGCACGACGUCCUGCAGUCCACUUCACUGUUUUCUGUCACUUAAGCUGAGCCGGAGGUGGGACCAUGCUGCUCUCCUUGGUUGUGCACACAUACUCGCUGCGGUACUGGUUUCCAGCCACGAUCAUGCUGGGAACAGCCCCAGCUUACAUGCUGUCAUGGGGCGCCUGGCGCUUUCUUUCAACCGUUUUACCAGCGAGAAUAUAUCACAAGGUAGACGAUCGGCUGUACUCCGUGUACCAGAGUAUGGUGCUGUUCUUCUUUGAAAACUACACCGGAGUAGAGAUUAUUAUUUAUGGAGAUAUACCAAAGAACAAAGAGAACGUCAUCUACCUGUCCAAUCAUCAAUGUACAGCUGACUGGAUCAUUGCUGACAUGCUCGCCAUCAGGCAGAGCGCUCUCGGCCAUGUCAGAUACGUCCUUAAAGAUGGACUCAAGUGGCUCCCGCUGUACGGAUGGUAUUUCUCUCAGCACGGAGGAGCCUACGUGAAACGGAGUGCAAAGUUCAGUGAAAUAGCGAUGAAGAAGAAACUCUUCACCCAGACUCUGUCUGGAGCCCCAAUGUACCUUGUCAUCUUCCCAGAAGGAACUCGGUAUAAUCCAGAGCUCAAGAAUGUUAUCGCUGACAGUCAGGCUUUUGCUACAAAAGAAGGACUGGCUGUCCUGAAGCACACACUGACACCCAGAAUGAAGGCCUCUCACAUAGCCCUCGAGGCCAUGGAGGGCCACCUGGACGCCGUGUACGACGUCACAGUGGCCUACGAGGGAACGCUGGAAGUCUCCGGUCAAAGAAAACCUGCUCCAUCAAUGCCAGAAUUCCUGUGCAAAGAAUGUCCCAGAGUCCACAUACACUUUGACCGCGUGGACAUAAAGGAAAUUCCUUCUGAGCCACUGUUUUUCCGCAGGUGGCUGCACGAGCGGUUUGAAAUCAAGGACCGGCUGCUGACGGAUUUCUACGAGUCGGAGGAUGCAGACAAAAUCCGCAAGUUUCCCGGGGAAGGCAAACCUUCUCCUCUGAGCCUUUCUAAAACCCUCCCGUCAGUGCUGAUCCUGGGGGGACUGACACUGCCAUUACUGCUGACGGAGAACGGCAGGAAACUGUACGUGAGAACCUGGGUGUACGGGACUCUGCUGGGCUGGUUGUGGGUGAAUGCUUUUCCUUAACAAACAGGGCAGCGGCUGCCACGAUGAGAUGCACAAAAGACAUGGAGAGACGUUGCCAUUUUCCUGUAUCGCAACAACACAAGGUCUGUUCCAGAUGCAGAGCAGAAUCUGAUGAGAGGUUCAGAGAUUUACUCCUCAUGUCCGGCUCACUGUUGACCUUGAGCCGAAAGCUGAACGGAGAUACGGAGAAAUGUUAAGCUUUUUUGUGCUACUUGUUCCCUCACGUUAUUUGGAUUUGCAGCCUGUUGAAAAAACAUGAGUGGAAUUAAUGAAAGGUAUUCUUAAAAAUACCCCUAAUUAUCUACUCUGAAAUUAAAAAAAAGUAUAUAUACUUCUAAAAGUAAUUCCCCCCUUCAUCAGAUUUAGCCCAAAUAAUAUUUAUGCAUGCCCACUUUUCCAUCAAACAUGGGCCAGUUUUAAGCCCUUUGACAUAUUUUUGAGAGCAAAGUGUGCUAAGUGCUCUCAAAACAAGUUAAUUGAUCAUGUUUGGAUACUCUAUGUAGCUGAAACAGUACACCAGCCUACUGAUGAUAGAUCAUUAAUUAUUUAAGUGCACUGACUCAUUGACAUUGGUGUAAUGUCAUGUAUGCCAAGUCCCAUGUCAGGAGGUUUAUGCACCUGCUCAUUUAAAGUGAUAUAAGUAGCAUGCAGUCCUCUAUAGGGGCUCAUAAACCUGACACCAGCUGCAUUGUUUACCAUAAAUCUUCAUAUGACAUCACUUAGUUUUAUAAAAUCAUAAUGAAUGUAGCUGUAAACUCAUUUAUGCAUAUAUGAUAGAGCAUUUUUUCCAAAUUCUCAAACCCCAAGAUUUAGUUUUUACUACUUUGUAUCCUUAAAAAAAGAAAUCAAUCUACUGUACAUUUGAGACUUUGUCGCUGAACAGUGGCAGAUGCCACAGCAAGUUCAUUUGGAGGAAUGCGUGUUUAAAAAUUAAAUAUUGCUUUAACCUUAAAAUGUCAAUCAUUGCCAAAACCUGCUGUAUUUACCAUUAUAUUCUCCAUGUGUUUAAGUUGAGCAAUACCUGUUAAAUGCCAGCCUGAAUGACAGCUAAGAAACUUAAUGUCUCUUUUCUUCCUCCUUUUUUGGACCUAAAUACAUUAUAAUUAGAUUUAUUUUUUAAAUGGUUUAUUCACAGAUCCAUAACUUUUUAUAUGCAUUUGUUUCUUGAAUACUAGUUACAGCUGACACAAAAGUAUCUGCCUAGCAAAAAGCUGACAAAGCCAUGUUAACCGUAUAUCACAGGUCCCUGUGCACUCAAAGCCAUUUGUAUUAUAAAUGUCACUGUAUUGUGAAAAGCACUGUAUGUCCAUUGUUGUUUACUGUUAUGAAACCAUUGCAUUUUUUCCACGAGUCACUUUACAUGUUUGCCGUCUCGUCCUCGUCUAGAGUUAGUCUGAGAGAUGUUCUCCUCAUGUGGAAGGUACAGUAAACCUCAUAGUUUUUACAUGUUGCUCCAAUACCUCACUUGAAUAAUCCUUCCUGAAAUGACUUGUCAGACAUUUUAUAGUCAUUUUUAUCCUGACAAAACCAGACUGUAACUCAUCAGGAAAUCUCUAUGUAGACAGUAUUUAAAUGCCAACUGAUUUUGGAAAUGUGUGCCUUCUCUUUGGAGGAGUUGAUCCUCAGCCCUCUCACAGGGCCACUGUGGCUCUUUUUCACCAGGUGACUGCAUGGAGACGCUCUGCUGGAGCUGCUGCUCUUUGCAGCGUGUGGUCACAUUGUCUACAGUUCAUAGUGGCUUAUUUUGCUCGAAGAAUGCAUUGAUUUACACUUUUUAAGGGUUAUUAUUAAACAAUGAAACCUUUAUUGUAUGUAAGUUCUGGAAAUGGGGGCUCAGAGAGAAAUAAAGUGGUUUUCUUUUGGAGAGUCAAGUUUUUUUUUUUCUGUUGUCUUACUGAACACAUGACUUAAGUUAAAACUUUGUACUAUUUCACAGGUAUCAGAGAUGCACAAGUAAAUGUAAUACUGGUACAAUG
This is a messenger RNA of Anoplopoma fimbria (sablefish), 3687 nucleotides long. It is a transcript of the gene agpat5, whose product is annotated as 1-acylglycerol-3-phosphate O-acyltransferase 5 (lysophosphatidic acid acyltransferase, epsilon). Gene Ontology annotation, cellular component: mitochondrion; endomembrane system. The transcript has 8 exons. Bases 614 to 1711 code for a protein of 365 amino acids. Lineage: Eukaryota; Metazoa; Chordata; Actinopteri; Perciformes; Anoplopomatidae. Gene Ontology annotation, molecular function: acyltransferase activity. The record is from RefSeq and is a predicted model, not a curated record.